Messenger RNA from Symbiodinium necroappetens, 695 nucleotides. The record is from the annotation of a GenBank genome assembly. NCBI's taxonomy places the organism in Eukaryota, Dinophyceae, Suessiales, Symbiodiniaceae.
GUCGCGAUUGCAUCAGCUCUCGGCUUUCGAAUUUGCGCGGCAUUACCACUACCAGCAGGCAUCGCAACCCUGGACACUGGCACAGGAGGAGCGAGAGCCGGACAAGUACCAGGUGCGCUUCACAGAGGCGAAGCUUGCACGCGGGGUGGCGCGGAGCAAGCUUGCCUGCGCCAUCGACUACCAGAUCAAGGAGCAAGGCGGCGUGGGCUGGUUGCCGCUCGGCCAGGGCGAGCGAGCUCAGCCGUAUCGGCACGACUGGGUCAUCGCGGUGCGCAAGCGGCCGUAUGUGCCCGUCAUCUACGGCGCCCAGGGCUGCCGCACGGAAGAGGAGCAGGCCCAGAAGAUCAUGCUGCUCUUCUGCCCUUGGACCACCAAUGCCGCAGAUGCCACGGCCGAUGUGCCCUUCGUCGCAGACCUGAUGGGCGGUUGCAACACGUGGCGCGAUGCCCUGACACUGUGGUUCUCCAAGCGAGGCUUUGCCACGGAGUCUCUGCGCCGCUACGUCCGGAACUUCUGCUUCGUCUACUGUCUACCGCGGGAGCUGCAGUCCAAUGGGGACCUGGCAGAAAACAGCGACAACGAAGGCAUCGAGGACCGGGAUGCUCCGGAACACUUCGACGCCAACGACCUGCAGGCUGCUCUGGUCACGCACGUGCGGGGCAGCGGGCGGGCAGAAGAGGAGGCCGACGGUGCUG